Messenger RNA from Diaporthe citri, 528 nucleotides. RefSeq lists its product as uncharacterized. The transcript has a single exon. Lineage: Eukaryota; Fungi; Ascomycota; Sordariomycetes; Diaporthales; Diaporthaceae. The record is from RefSeq and is a predicted model, not a curated record. Bases 1 to 528 code for a protein of 175 amino acids.
AUGUCAUCCCAAAUAUACACCUUACCGCCACCAUCAGACCCCGCAGUCUGCACGGCGGUAUUCACUUACAUCGUCGUGGUCUUCUUCCUCGCCAGGCUGAGCAUCGACGAGCUCGGGCCCGAGGCACGGCGGCACGGCGGCAUCCCACCCAGCAGCUUGCUCUACCUCGCAUGCAUCCUGCUUUGGCCCGUCACCGUAGGGUUAUUCGCAGGUCUUUUGGUCCUCGGCGUGCUGAGCAGCGGUUUCAUCAAGGCACUCGCCCUCUCGGUCCGGUGGGUCGAAGCGUGCCGGCGGCGGAUCACCACUUGCUUUCCCAGCCGCCGGCGGGCCGAGGACUUGGAGAUGGGGCCCUUGGUACCGUGUCGCCUGGAAGGAGUGAGCUGGGGCGAAACCGUGGCGGAUCACGGCUGCUCGCAAGCUGAGAUGGCUUUUCGAGAGGUUGUUGCGGCCCUCAAGAAAGAGUGCGGUCUGACGCCCGGCGAAUGGGACCGGGCAUCAUGCCCCCGGAGCUUGGCACCGCUCCGAUGA